AUGAUGCACGCAACGACGAUGUUCGCGCGAUUGGCGCCCGGGCGGGUCGUCGCUGCGCAGCCGAAGCGCACUGUGGUCUCGAAGGCCUCCACAGGGCCGUCCGGGACCGGGCAGUACUACAACAGCGACGACGACCCCGUGGUCUACAGCCCAGAGACCGUCUACUCCCCAUACCAGCAGCAGUCAGAGCGCGAGUCCGCGCCGCGUCUGGACCGUUGGCUCAAGUCAGGUAACCCGUUCGACCUGGUCGCGAUGGGCCCCCGCGCGGCGCUGGGGGCCUUGAAGAAGUUGGGCGACGUCACGACCGAGGUGCGCGAGCUGCAGGGGACGCUGAACUCGCUGAUCCAGGACCCGCGCCCGAUCAACGAGAAGCCCCAGGUGCUGAUCGACGAGUUCUCGGGCGUCCUGGCGCGCUACAUCGAGGACGGGGAGGCAGCCGAGCGCGAGGCGCUGAAGCUCGUGGUGCAGCAGGUGCCCGCGGAGGUGCGCGAGCAGCUGCCGUCGGACCUGCGCGUCGCGCUGGAGCAGAUCGAGGCGGGCAAGGGCAUCAGCGGCGUGUACGACGUGGAGGUCGAGCCGCCGAGCUACCGCGCGGGCGGGGAGGCGUACGGCAGCGCCCCCGCGGGGGGGUCGGCGUACGAGCCGUACGGGUACGACUACAAGGUCGGGGGGUCGUCGUCGUCGACGGGCGGCGGUGCGGCGUCGUCGUACGCGGCGUCGUCGCCCGCGCCCGCCGCGGAGCAGCCCAGCCCCGCGGAGAGCCGCAUUGCGGCUGAGCUGGGGCAGGUGGCGACGGCGGCGGCGGGCGUGCGGCAGGCGCUGCUGGACCUCCGGACGAGCGAGGACCCCGCGCAGGACAAGAUGCUGACGGCGAAGAUCCGGGACGCGCGCACGUCGCUCGACGGGUCCCUCAGGGCCGUGAGUCCGUCGACGCGGUCGUCGUCGGACGCGUCGGUGGGGCAGGCGCUCGCAGAGGCCGACAUGCUGCUGCAGGAGGUGGACGACCUGCUCGACGGCGGGUACUGA
Molecule: messenger RNA, 1026 nt
Organism: Pedinophyceae sp. YPF-701
Lineage: Eukaryota; Viridiplantae; Chlorophyta; Pedinophyceae
Source: the annotation of a GenBank genome assembly